AAAUGGCUGCCAAGGCGCUCCUUGAAGAGAACCGCUCUGGGCCACGCCUUUGAUCUCGUUGGUGAGGCCGGGAGGAAUGAGAGCUGCAGCGCGCGGGACAAGUCGCCGGCGGCGCCCGUCGGAGCAGAAGAAGCGAGAACAUGGAGCUGGAGAGGAUCGUCAGCGCAGCAUUGCUUCACUUUGUCCAGCUGCAUCUCCCAGAGGCUGAUCUCAGUGGCUUGGAUGAGGUCAUUUUCUCCUAUGUGCUCGGGGUCCUGGAGGACAUGGGCCCCACCGGCCUUUCAGAGGAGAACUUCGACAUGGACGCCUUCAUCGAGAUGAUGGAGGCCUACGUGCCAGGCUUUGCGAACAUCCCCAGAGGGACAAUAGGAGAUAUGAUGCAGAAAUUGUCAGAGCAGCUCAGUGGUGCCAAGAACAAAGAGAACCUGCACCCACAGAACUCUGAGGUCCAAGGUCAGGUGCCCAUCUCCCCAGAACCCCCACAGAGGCCUGAAAAACUCAAAGAAGAACCUAGGUCUUCUCUUGUCGCUACUGGGGACACCCACGAUGAGGUGACUGAGACUGAGGAAGACCUGCUUCCAGGAGUGGAUGUUCUCCUGGAGGUCUUCCCGAACUGUUCAGUGGAGCAGGCCCAGUGGGUGCUUGCCAGAGCUCGGGGGGACUUGGAAGAGGCUGUGCAGAUGCUAGUAGAGGGGAAAGAAGGGCCUCCAGCCUGGGAUGGCCACAGACAGGAUCCGCCCAGACGCCUCAAAGGCCCCCAGAAGGAUGAACUGAAGUCUUUCAUCCUGCAAAAGUACAUGAUGGUGGAUAGCACAGAGGAUGAGAAGGUGCACCGGCCUAUGGCACCCAAAGAGGCGCCCAAGAAGCUGAUCCGAUACAUUGACAACCAGGUCGUGAGCACCAAAGGGGAGCGAUUCAAAGAUGUGCGAAACCCAGAGACUGAAGAGAUGAAGGCUACAUAUAUCAACCUCAAGCCAGCCAGGAAGUAUCGCUUCCACUGAGGCAGCCUUUGCACCAGCCUUUCUAGGCUCAGACCCCAGAGGGAUGCAGGAGCCCUAAACUCCCCACAGGGCCCACCCAACUCCAGCCCCCGUCUCCACGAUUUUACUCUCUUCUUGGAGCUGCCCAAGGACAUAUAAUAAAGGUGGCCCCAGGAAA
This is a messenger RNA of Suncus etruscus (white-toothed pygmy shrew), 1158 nucleotides long. RefSeq names its product CUE domain containing 2 (gene CUEDC2). NCBI's taxonomy places the organism in Eukaryota, Metazoa, Chordata, Mammalia, Eulipotyphla, Soricidae. The record is from RefSeq and is a predicted model, not a curated record. The transcript has 9 exons. The coding region runs from base 141 to 1001 and encodes 286 amino acids. Gene Ontology annotation, molecular function: ubiquitin binding.